This is a messenger RNA of Chinchilla lanigera (long-tailed chinchilla), 1618 nucleotides long. RefSeq names its product cyclin-dependent kinase 3 (gene Cdk3). The record is from RefSeq and is a predicted model, not a curated record. The coding region runs from base 283 to 1179 and encodes 298 amino acids. Gene Ontology annotation, molecular function: cyclin binding; ATP binding; cyclin-dependent protein serine/threonine kinase activity. The transcript is spliced from 8 exons. Gene Ontology annotation, cellular component: nucleus; cyclin-dependent protein kinase holoenzyme complex; cytoplasm. Lineage: Eukaryota; Metazoa; Chordata; Mammalia; Rodentia; Chinchillidae. Gene Ontology annotation, biological process: regulation of gene expression; G1/S transition of mitotic cell cycle; signal transduction.
CCUGGGAGUCUGAGGGGAGAGUGCUGGGUACCCAGGGGCUUGGUGGGGGGCCAGGGACUCAGGGUAGCUGCCCAGCUGAGGUUUUUCCCUCAGAAGAGGCUGAGGAUUGCCAAAGUAGCCAAGCUUAGGCCCUGGGCCUUGACCAUGUGGUCUGUGGUGGGACUGUGGCUUUAGAAGCCCUUCCUGACCCCUGACCCCUGUGCUAUCUGUCAGUCCUGGACAGCCCUUCUGAGAAGGCUUCUGCCCCAGAACAGGAGCUUGACUGGGCUGAGCUCUGCGGACAUGGACGUGUUCCAGAAAGUAGAGAAGAUUGGGGAAGGCACCUAUGGGGUGGUGUAUAAGGCCAAGAAAAAGGACAGCGGGCAGCUGGUGGCCCUCAAGAAGAUCCGGCUGGAUUUGGAGACUGAGGGCGUCCCCAGCACUGCCAUCAGGGAGAUCUCCCUGCUCAAAGAACUGAAACACCCCAACAUCGUCAGUGAGAAGAAGCUGUACCUCGUGUUUGAGUUCCUCAGCCAGGACCUGAAAAAGUACAUGGACUCCACCCCGGCCUCGCAGCUCCCCCUGCGCUUAGUCAAGAGCUACCUCUUCCAGCUCCUGCAGGGCGUGAACUUCUGCCACUCUCAUCGGGUCAUCCACCGAGACCUGAAGCCCCAGAAUCUGCUCAUCAAUGAGCUGGGAGACAUCAAGCUGGCCGACUUUGGACUGGCUCGAGCCUUUGGGGUGCCCCUGCGCACCUACACCCACGAGGUGGUGACACUGUGGUAUCGUGCCCCCGAGAUCCUCUUGGGUACCAAGUUUUAUUCGACAGCUGUGGAUAUCUGGAGCAUUGGUUGCAUCUUUGCAGAGAUGGUGACUCGCAAAGCCCUGUUUCCGGGUGAUUCUGAGAUUGAUCAGCUCUUUCGUAUCUUUCGAACCCUGGGGACACCCAGUGAAGACACCUGGCCAGGAGUCACUCAGCUGCCUGACUAUAAGGGCACCUUCCCCAAGUGGACCAGAAAAGGGCUGGAGGAGAUUGUGCCCAAUCUGGAGUCAGAGGGCAAAGACCUGCUCAUGCAACUUCUGCAGUACGACCCCAGCCAGCGGAUCUCAGCCAAGGCUGCCCUCGCCCACCCAUACUUCUCGUCUGUGGAGCCUUCCCCGGCCCCCUGCCGGUGUGUGCUGGAGCGUUUUUGCCGCUAAAAAUAUUUGGAGGUCCACAGCCUCAAAUCCUUUCAGUUGAACCCAUACCCAGCUUCCCAAGGGAGGACAAAUCUGGGAAGAAAGCAAAGCUCUAAGGAAUUUUGCAUUAGUCGUCAGAGGGCAGAGUUUGAGCUGGUCCUGCCAGCACAUUAUUGAGUUCCUGAGCAGUUUAUUGAUUUUGACGGUGCCAUUUCCAAAUGGCACAGAUGCCCCAUGUAGGAGGGAGAAUAUUCGAUUUCUGGUCCCCUGGCACUGGAACAGGUGCCAAGUGGAGAGCGGAAAGCUCCUCGAAACCCCUUCACCUGCAGAGCCAGGCCGGGGGGAGGGUGCCCCCUGCUGGUCUUUUUUUGAUUUAAUGUUUGCUAGAAGAGUUGAAUUCAGUUGAGAAUUCAGUUCAGAAUCCCACAUUAAAUAGGAGAGAGGGAGCCCAGGGGACAGU